Molecule: messenger RNA, 633 nt
Organism: Auxenochlorella protothecoides
Lineage: Eukaryota; Viridiplantae; Chlorophyta; Trebouxiophyceae; Chlorellales; Chlorellaceae
Exons: 3
Coding region: 1-633 (210 amino acids)
Source: RefSeq, a predicted model, not a curated record
AUGGCUGUGGCACGUCUAGGAUUGCUUUUCGCAGGCUUCCUCCUCCUCACGAGUCUGGUGUUGAUCCUGCUCGGACAGGCUGGGCUGCAAGCCAGAUGCAAAGAUCUCAACGAGCAAGCCCUGCAGCGCUACAAUGACAUGGUUGCCAGGGAGGCUGCCGCGGCCACGCCAUCCAACCAGACCGCACUCUCCGCCAACGUUACCGCAGCGGUGACCAAUGCCACAACCCAUGGAUUCCGCCAGGUCCUCAAGAUCAUGUCGCAGUCUUCCAGCUUCGUCACCUGCGCCAGACUGUACUCCCUGAACUGGUGGGCCUGGGUCUUCCAGAUCAUGCAGGCCAUCUGGAUGGUGGUGGCCAUGACGGGCUCCCGCUGGGUCAGCAACGCCCCCGCCUUCCUCCUCAUCUCUGCUACGCUGGGCGUGAUCAACACCGUCGUCAGCACCAACCUCCUGGGAAUGGCCAGCUUCAGCCCCAUGCUCCAGACCAGCUGGGAGUCGGUCAAUCUCGCAGGCUUCAUCAUUGCCACCGCCGCCCAGUACCUCUUCAUCCUGUUUGGGCCCAGCCAUGCAAAGUCUCAGCUGGGGGAGAGGGCCUCGAAGGCGGGGCCCCUGUCCAGCGACCUCCAGAUCUGA